Molecule: messenger RNA, 1685 nt
Organism: Alexandromys fortis (reed vole)
Lineage: Eukaryota; Metazoa; Chordata; Mammalia; Rodentia; Cricetidae
Gene: CUNH9orf40
Product: chromosome unknown C9orf40 homolog
Exons: 2
Coding region: 147-623 (158 amino acids)
Source: RefSeq, a predicted model, not a curated record
UGCGCGCGCAUCGCGGCGCAGGUUCGAAUCUCGGGCGCCUCGCUGCGGCUCCCCAACGUCCCGGUCGCCCUCGGGGCGCCGCAGCCUGCUGCUCUGCGCCGCCCUCCGCCCUCCCUCCGCCACCGCGUGCCACCCAUCCCCGGCCCAUGGCCAAGCGGCGUGCGGCCGAGCCGCUCACGUUCCGCGUGCCUUGGAAGCGGCUCUUGCUCAGCGACUUCCCCGAGGGGCCACCGCUCUGGGCCCCGCCGGCUCGGUCCCGCAAACGGCAGGGGGACGCGGGGACCAUGGUGGAGCCUGCGGCUGCGCCCAGCAAGCGACGUGGCGGCGGGGACGGCGGCCAGGAGCGGCAACUUUGCCGCGGCCUGGAGCCGGGAAAGCCACCUCCCGGCGAGCAGGAAGAACCCCGGGGCGGCGGCGACGACGGGAUGGGGAGCGCGGGCAGCGGAGCCGACGGGGCGCACGUCCAGCCCAGUGAAGACUUUUGGCAGUAUAACACAUUCCAGUACUGGAGGAACCCUCUACCACCUCUUGAUCUGGCGGCUCUUGAAGAUGUGAGUGCAGACAGUUUGACAGAAACACUUCAGGACAAGAAUGAAGUAGUUGAGAUUGACAUGGAAUCCUGACAGGAGAAACUGAAGAAGUGGAUUUUUUUUAAUUUGAAAAGAACUAAAGGAAAUGUUGUUUUCCGUCCUUGACAUUUGACAUGGUACUGUUGUCAAAUCUGAAAAAUGAGGAAGAAUUUUCAGGCUUAAAUACUUGUAAUUACUGCUGAAUAUCCUAAUGAGAUUUUUAAAGGAUAUAAUAUAGUUGGAGGCAAAAUACUUGCAUUUUUAAUGAAAGGGGUUUUGUUCCUGCUCUAACUUUGGAGAUGCUUAUCUUGGAAAGGGUGUUGCAGCUUUAGAGGAAGCACUCAGCACUUCUUCUCUUGCUCUGUCAAAUGCUCCUCUGCACCAAAAAGCUUUCUUGCGGUACAUGGAAUGAACACAUUUAACAUUUAUAUAACCGAUGCUAAUAAAUACUUUCUAGUACAUUUUAUUGGCUCCUCUUGGUUGAACAAGUAGACUUGAGUAUCUAUGCAAAUUUAAAAUGUGAGAUUGUUUCUUAAGCUAAUAUUGUUUUAGAAGACUAUAAAUUUUAAACUAGUGAGAAUUUCCAUUUGGGUAGCUUGUUUUAACUUUCAGUAUUUGCUGUUUAUUAGAGGCAACAGAUAUAGCCAAAAAAAACUGGAUAAAGAGCAGUAAGAAGUAGAUGCCUGCCCCUCCUCCCCUUUUCUGAAGUGAAAGGAAUGAUGUGGUCAGUGUAUUGAGUUUUGGUUUGAGUCCAUUUUGUUACUGUUGACUACUUUAGCCCCGCAGUUCUCAAUACUGAUAGCACUUUAACAGGUUUUGGUUUUUUGAGCCCCACCCUAGAGAAAUUUCAUUCAAUUAUUUGAAGGUGGGCUUUACACAUAGUCAGUCUUUUAUUAUUGUGUUGUUUUGGGCGCCAAGUCUGUAUUCCUGUACUGUGCAGACCUGGCCAGAACCACUAGACUAGGAGCUUUUCCUGUUUAAAGGAGAUGAUCGCUAGUGAGCUGAAGAAUGCCUGUUUGUUAGUCUUGUCCUUAAUUUGUUACAUUAUUGGAUCUGUUACUUCUAAGUUAUUGUGUUACAGUUUUAUUGUUAAUAAAGUACACUGUUUAUGCUUGA